AAAUAAGAGCUCCAGAUAGAGAGCUUCUUGUGACCGAGGCCUGCGGACUGCCGUAGUAGAAAAAAUGGAGGGAACCUCCGUUCUCAGCUGCUCCACUUCCUCAGCAGCUCUCUACUCAAGAACCCACUCCCUCGAGUCGGGUCCCGGCUCUCGGUCUUCGUCUCCACUUCACACAAAGUCUCAACCUUUUUACUUAUCCCUCGUGUUGGGCGCUCAACAAGAACGGCCUUUGGCGGUGCUCUGCUCGCGAGCCUCUCUCCGGACCUCCGUUUUGGCGGUGGAGGAGGCGGUGGAGAGAUCGAGGGGCUCGAUUGCACUGGCAAGAGAAAUAUUUCCCAAGAUCGAUAAGAGCGGCCGGUUUUGCAGCCCCAGAGCCGCCCGUGAGCUCGCUUUAUCAAUUGCCUAUGCUGCUUGUUUAGAAGGGUCUGACCCUGUUCGGCUUUUUGAGAAGCGAAUGAAUAUGAGAAGAGAGCCUGGUUAUGAAUUUGACAAGGCAUCAUUGCUGGAAUACAACCACAUGAGCUUUGGAGGGCCACCUGUCACAACCGAUACAGCAGAAGAAGCUGAUGAGCGUAUGCAGAUUGAUGAAAAGGAGAGCGCAAUUGAAGCUGAAGUCUUGUCUGCCCCACCAAAGAUGGUGUACAGCAAAUUGAUACUGCGUUUUACAAGGAAGCUAUUGGUUGCAGUGAUGGAUCAGUGGGAUAGUCAUGUGCUUGUCAUUGACAAAGUUGCACCUGAAAAUUGGAAGAUUGCCCCUGCAGGCAGAAUCUUAGAGCUUUGUAUUCUCCAUCUCGCGAUGUCUGAGAUAACAGUUCUUGGAACUCGUCAUCAGAUUGUCAUCAAUGAGGCUGUGGAUCUAGCAAAACGGUUCUGCGAUGGGGCGGCACCGCGCAUAAUAAAUGGAUGCCUUCGGAGCUUCAUCGAGGAUCUCGAAGCAACUCAUUCACCUAUGGCGUCAGAAGUCAAGGAACAGAUCGCCGUCGGUGCAUGAGGAUGAUACCUCCCAGUUCGUUCCCCAUCGGAAGUCACCCAUGGCCAAGAGGUAGUGUCAAGUAACCUUAUCUUUACUAAAGCAGACCAUUCUUGUGCUGGAAUCCAUGCUUCAGGCAUUAGCAAGGAAGGUUGCUCUGAUGUGGCAGUGAAACGAAACCCACAGAUUCGAUGAUGACUGGAUGGUGGAUUAAAUUUCAUGUACGAACUUGUGGUGACUAAAUCAUCUUGAACUGAUCAUGUUGGAUUUCUCA
Molecule: messenger RNA, 1244 nt
Organism: Rhodamnia argentea
Lineage: Eukaryota; Viridiplantae; Streptophyta; Magnoliopsida; Myrtales; Myrtaceae
Exons: 7
Coding region: 65-991 (308 amino acids)
Biological process (GO): DNA-templated transcription termination; regulation of DNA-templated transcription
Cellular component (GO): chloroplast
Molecular function (GO): RNA binding
Source: RefSeq, a predicted model, not a curated record